Messenger RNA from Armigeres subalbatus, 1535 nucleotides. RefSeq names its product apolipoprotein D-like. The transcript has 5 exons. Gene Ontology annotation, biological process: response to reactive oxygen species; lipid metabolic process. Bases 531 to 1130 code for a protein of 199 amino acids. The record is from RefSeq and is a predicted model, not a curated record. Gene Ontology annotation, cellular component: cytoplasm. NCBI's taxonomy places the organism in Eukaryota, Metazoa, Arthropoda, Insecta, Diptera, Culicidae. Gene Ontology annotation, molecular function: pigment binding.
UAGAUUGUGAUAGCACAAUCUGUCGUGAAAUAUGAUACUUUUCAUUGCCACAUGAAACACACUUGGGAAGGAAAAUUAUGCUACUGGGUAAUUGAUGCCAUUGAUCGCAUAAUCGCAUUUAUCUCAUUCAAAGUGCUUUCACCUCAGCUGAAGAAAAUUUACCACCGCUGGAUAGGGGAACCAACGCAUUUUCCUCAUCACCAUCCAAACCCUGCUGGACCGCAUCAGUAAGGGUGGCGAUCAAUUGUCGACGGGCCGUCAGGUGAUCAAGACGCGUAUCGCAUUGUAAAACUCGGGCUACAAAUUGGCUGUUGUGAUAAGGUGUGAUAGGUUUUUAGUUGUCGGUGCCAAAUUGCUGUCGCUAAUGAUAAAGUUGUUAACCGUAGGAUUGCAAAACAAUUAACCGGAAGAUUUUACAUCGGGUGAAGAAAAACAUCGAGCACUGUAGGAUAAUUGGAACAAGUCUGGCCUGAUCGAGAACCUAUUGGACAGCUAAUUUAUAGAUUUGAAUACUGAAAUAAUCAGCUGAAAUGAUGAAGCAAUUUUGUCAUAUUAUCAGAUCCUGGUGGAUUAUGUUGCCUUAUUUUCUUCCAAUUACCGGACAAAUCAUAUCACUUGGCUCAUGUCCGUCCAUGCCAGUAGUAAAAGACUUCAACACUCGUGCAUUUCUUGGUAUGUGGUAUGAACAAGAGAAAUAUCCCAACCUAUUCCAGUUUGGAAGUAAAUGCAAUACAGCCCAAUACAGUCUGAAAGCCGACGGAACGAUAUCCAUGAUGAAUCGACAUGAGAGCAAAAUAACUGGAAUUGAAUCGGGAGUACGAGGUCAUGGCAGACAGUUGUUUCCCGGAAAGAUGCAAGUACGAUUUCCUCAGCCAUGGAAGAAUGACGCACCGUAUUAUAUCAUCGGCACUGACUAUUUCCAUUAUGCUGUGAUAGCUACCUGCAGUGAAUUUGGUCUGUUAAAAGCAACAACGGUGUGGAUUCUGACAAGGGACCGCCACCCACGGAAUGUUCAUAUGACCCAAGCCUACUUUGACAUGAAACAUGCAGAACUAUCGGUGGCUUUUCUUGAGAAAAUUGAUCAGAAACAUUGUGCCCCAACGAAACCACCGUUUAGCAACCUUAUCUAAAUGAGAUACCAAAUAUGUGAUGAGUACAAAAUAAGCUUUUAGAAGUUAUAUCAUCGACGAGUCACUGGCGCUCUCUGCUUGUCCACCACUUUUAAUGGUCAUUUGCUUUUGCGGGUGAUUGCUCCUGUCAAUUGAGCCGAUACACAACUCCGCUGCUAUGUUAUGUCGAAUUCGUUUUUAAACCUGGGUCAGUGCCAACCCGAACCCUGAAUAAAAAAAACAUUUUCAGUUCCAUCUGUCUUUGGAUAUGUUGGUGUGCGUAGCAUCGUGUUUGUUUUGAUUCGAAACAUAUGAUCCAGAUGAUCGCCGACAUCCAGUGCACUGGCAGUGCGUUGGCAUUGACUAACCAGAUCAUGAUAAAUAAAUAAAUAUGUUCAAGUGCGUAAAUUGAUUUUUGCCGAUAGU